AUGAAUAAUAAUUUCAAUCAAAAUAACAAUUUCAAUUUUCAAAACACAAACAAUAAUAUUAAUAAUAGCAACAGUAGUAAUAAUAACAUGAAUAACAUUAAUAACACCAACAACAAUGGCAAUGGAAAGAAUAAUUUAAAUAGUAAUAAUAGCUAUCAAAAUAAUUUCAACUAUCAAAUAAAUUUUAAUAGUGGUAAUAAUAAUAAUAAUAAUAAUAAUAAUAAUAAUUAUACUCAUAAUCAUAAUUUUAAUAACAUUGGAAAUAUAAAUACAAAUAAUAGUAAUAACAAUAGUGGAAAUAACAGCACCUUGCCAAAUUAUGACAAUGCAGAUCAAGAUGCUCUUACAAAUUUAAUAGUUAAUAAUAUUCCUAGAUCUAUGGAUUCAAGCGAAUUAAAAAACUAUUUUGAAAAAUUUGGAGCCAUAGAAACCUGCAAAGUUGUUUAUAAUCGUAAAAAAGACCAAGGUAUUUCGAAUAAUAAUAACAUAAAUAACAAUAUAAACAAUAAUUUAAAUAAUAGUAGCCUUGGAUAUGGAUUCGUUAAAUUCACAAAAAGAGAGGACGCCUUUAUCGCAGUCGAACAAAUGAAUGGUUUUGAGAUCGAUUCAAGACCAAUCAAAGUAUCCUAUGCACAAGCCUCCAGUUUGCAAUCUAAUCACGCAAAUUUAUAUGUUAAUCGAUUAGAACCUCACGUUACCAAUGCCAAUCUCAAAGAGAUUUUCAGUAACUUUGGUGAAGUUAUCGACACUAAAAUUUUGAUUGAUCCAGAUACAGGGGCUAGUAGAUGCGUUGGUUUUGUUCAUUUCUCUCAAAGAAGAGAGGCUUUAAAGGCUCUAUCUUUAAUGAAUGGUGCUACCAUUCCAUACCAAUCCAAUCCAAUUUACGUCAAAUACUUAUAUAAUAAUAAUAACAACACCAAUACAAAUAAUAAUACCAAUUUCAACUAUGAUAAUAAUAAUAACAGAUGUGGUGACAGGUAUGGAAGUGAUAAUAACAUUUACAGAAACAACAAUAACUCUUUUGGACAACAACCACAACAACCACAACCACAACAAAACCAAAAUCAAAAUCAAAACCAAAACCAAAACCAAAACCAAAACCAAAAUCAAAAUCAAAAUCAAAACCAAAAUCAAAAUCAAAAUCAAAAUCAAAAUCAAAAUCAAAAUCAAAAUCAAAAUCAAAAUCAAAAUCAAAACCAAAACCAAAAUCAAAAUCAAAACCAAAAUCAACAACCACAAUCACAACAGCAACAGCAAAAGAAUCAACAAUUCAACGCAAACUUUUUCAAUGGAAACUCAAGUGGUAUGAAUAACAAUGGUGGCAACUUACUUAUAAGUAAUAAUAAUGGUCUCACAGUUUACCCAAUUCAUAUUUCAAAUUUACCAAGUAAUACAGAUGAGGGUUUUCUUUAUAAAUUAUUUGCAUAUGGUCCAAUUUCAGGAGUUCAACUUUUAAGCAGUGGUCAAAGCAAUCAUUACCUAAUUUUAGACUAUAAUUCCGUUUCAAAGUGCAAAUUAACAAUCUUAAUGGAAAGCUUAUUUCGGGUAGAACAUUAA
Molecule: messenger RNA, 1557 nt
Organism: Dictyostelium purpureum
Lineage: Eukaryota; Evosea; Eumycetozoa; Dictyosteliales; Dictyosteliaceae
Exons: 2
Coding region: 1-1557 (518 amino acids)
Cellular component (GO): ribonucleoprotein complex
Molecular function (GO): mRNA binding
Source: RefSeq, a predicted model, not a curated record